CGAGCAUGGCCACGCCAACCCCCCGCGCGACGGCCCUUGGUGGCUUGUCGCCCGAGAUCAUCGAGACGAUCGCGCGGCUUCUUCCGUGUCCCACCACGUUUCUCCAGCUCAUGCACGCACUCCCGCUCUGGGCCAAGACCCGGGCGCUGGCGGCCAUUGCACGACUGUGCACGACGCCAACGAUGUGCGUGAUGUGGCCCACAAUCACGGUGCUUUGCCCAGACCUCUCGAGCGUAACAUUCCAAGAUCUUGUCGACGCCACGGCGCUGGCUCCGCGCAUCGCUAUUGGCUACGCGAUUGGCACGCGCAACGAAAUGGCCGCCUUUGCGUUUGCCACGUCAUGGAUCACCUCGCUCACGUUCGAGUUUCCGUACGGGCUUUCGACAAUGGACGAGGCGGAGUGGACCUUUUUCCGGUCGACGAUCACCUCGUGCAAGCACCUCGAGACACUGCGAGUGACCGACUGUGUGAGCGGGUGCAUCGCGCUCGGCGAUGUCAUCUGGAACCUUCCGCGGCUGACGUCGCUCUCGCUCGCGGGCCACCGAUCCUUCUCAACCGCGAUCCUCACGAAUGACUUUUGCACGCGCUUGAUUCAGUGGCUCGAGGCGUCGCCGGUCGUUUGUUUGGUGCUGAAAGACCUGCGGUUUGACGCCCGGCCCAGCUCGCCGCUCUGUCUGCAGCUUUGUGAUGCGAUUGCGUCGAGCACGACGCUCGCAACGCUGGCACUCGAGAAUGUGAGCAUCUUUGCUCGCGUGUUUUUGUGCGGCCGGCCAUUGCCCGCGCACUUGACGUCGCUCGAGUGGGAGAAGACCGACUUGGAGGAAACCCCGGACGAAGGAUGGACCAACUUUGCAAGUGCCUUUGCAACCGGGCCGCAGCUUGUGCACCUCGGCUGCAAGAAGUUUGAAGCGCUGUUGCGGUUGCGCGAAUUUGGCCUCGAACACAGCGACGAGACGCUGGCCAAGAUUCGAGGUCUCGAGUCGCUCGACACGACGGGCGUCGGUCGCGGAGUGUUGAACCGAGAAGCCUUUUUGCGGUUUGCGGGCAGUAUGACGCACCUGACGUCACUGACGCUGUGGUUGGCCAACUUUGAAGGUCGGUACGCUCGCGACCUCGCCAACGUGCUCUCGACGCUUCCGCGCCUGGCGGUGCUCAAGAUCACGGAACGCUCCAUGUACGAUGCGGAAGUGGUGUAUUUUCUGCAGCAUGUGCCGCAGUUUGGUCGCCUUGCGCACCUGGACAUCUCGAGCCACCGACGCAGCACUGCGAGCUUGCUUGCGAUGUUGCCGGUGAUCAAUGCGGCGGCCGCACACUUGCAGACGAUCCGUUUGCAAGUCUGGUGGCUGGUCGACGAGGUGGAAAUGGUUGCGAAAGCAGCGGCGCAGCUACCCGACUGUCAUUUUGCAAUGGCGGCGCAUCCGAAACUGAAGCGUGACGCGGCAACGACGGCGAGUUUCGCGCGCGUGAUUGAAGCGAACGGUAUGGGGCCGCGCCAUGACGUCGUGCAGUGCGUCUUGUACGUCUAGUAGAUAUCUUGCAUGGAUGACUUUAGAAAGGGAGCUCUGAACUGGUAUGACGCGCCUUUAAAUAAUGCAAUGGCAGCUACGAGAUCA
Molecule: messenger RNA, 1613 nt
Organism: Saprolegnia diclina VS20
Lineage: Eukaryota; Oomycota; Saprolegniomycetes; Saprolegniales; Saprolegniaceae
Exons: 1
Coding region: 6-1526 (506 amino acids)
Source: RefSeq, a predicted model, not a curated record